Messenger RNA from Molossus molossus (Pallas's mastiff bat), 345 nucleotides. RefSeq names its product ubiquitin-40S ribosomal protein S27a-like. Gene Ontology annotation, molecular function: protein tag activity; ubiquitin protein ligase binding. Bases 1 to 345 code for a protein of 114 amino acids. Gene Ontology annotation, biological process: modification-dependent protein catabolic process; protein ubiquitination. Gene Ontology annotation, cellular component: cytoplasm; nucleus. The record is from RefSeq and is a predicted model, not a curated record. The transcript has a single exon. Lineage: Eukaryota; Metazoa; Chordata; Mammalia; Chiroptera; Molossidae.
AUGCAGGAUAAAGAAGGAAUUCCUCCUGAUCAGCAAAGACUGAUCUGUGCUAACAAGCAACCGGAAGAUGGAUGUACUUUGUCUGACUACGACAUUCAAAACGAGUCCACUCUUCAUCUUGUCUUGAGACUUCAUGGUGGUGCUAGAAAAAGGAAGAAGUCUUACACCACUCCCAAAAAUGAGCAUAAGAGAAAGAAGGCCAACCUGGCUGUCCUGAAAUACCACAGGGUGAAUGAGAAUGGCAAAAUCAGUAGUCUUGUCUCGGAUUGUCCUGCAGGGGAACAUGGUGCUUGGAUUUUAUGGCCAGACAGUUUGACAGACAAUGUUGUGGCAAAUGUUGUAUGA